AUGGACAGGGGAAGUAUAUCUGAAGAAAAUAAUACAGCUGAAUCCUUAUUCACAGAUGACAAUGAAAAGAGGGCAUUAGCCAAAGGGGCGCACGAUUUAUUAAACCAGCAGCAGGAAGCUGCGGAUGAAGUUAUUGAAGAGGAGGAGAAGGAAGAAGUAGAAGAGGCAUCCGUCGAUAUAGAGCACAUGCCCGUUGUUGUGGAGGAAGCUACCGUUGUUGUGGAAAAGCCUGUCAUUACUGUAGAAGAGCAUGUAGACCAGGAUAAGGAGGAGUCAGCAGAACAAGACGGCCAGGAAUCUAAAGAGGAGGAAACUGAACAAUCCUUAGGGGAGCAGUCAAGAGAAGAAUUCGCAGAGGAGGAAAAGGAAAGAACAGAAACAGCUGUGGGCUCUGUGGAUGAUAUCUUGAAGGAGGAAAUGAAAAAAAUAGAAGAGUCUGUGAAGGGGGCCCUUGGAGUUGUGCAAGAAGCAGGAGGAUUUAAUCCAAGUAUGUUAGGAAAUUUAAAAGAUAUAGAAGCGUUGCACAGGGGCGUACCUGGCUUAUUGGAAGAGGCCAAAGACAUUGCUGCAGUUGAAAUUGAAUCUUUGAAGAGUAUGUUCUCUGGUGCCUUCGAUGCAAAUGGUGUUAAGGGAAUGCCACAAAUAAAAAUGCCACCAGAAUUGAAAUCGGUUAUGAUGCCAAAGAAGGAACAAAAAGGAAAACCCCAUGAUAAGAAGCCAAAAGACAAAGUGCCAAGUAAAGCAGUACAAAAGGAAAAACCGAAGACGAAAGCUAUAUUGCCCAGAAAGAAUAUAUCGGAUCUGUUUCUAUUUCCAAAGCAUAUAUUUAGUUCGCUUAAAAACUUUAAGGAAGGUGCAUUGAAAUUUUCAAACAUGAUUGGAUUAAAUCUGGAAUCGAUUAAAAAGCAUUUAACUACAGUUAAGAACUUCCUUUUGAGAGUGGAUGGACUA
Molecule: messenger RNA, 951 nt
Organism: Plasmodium inui San Antonio 1
Lineage: Eukaryota; Apicomplexa; Aconoidasida; Haemosporida; Plasmodiidae
Exons: 3
Source: RefSeq, a predicted model, not a curated record